Messenger RNA from Racocetra fulgida, 477 nucleotides. The record is from the annotation of a GenBank genome assembly. Lineage: Eukaryota; Fungi; Glomeromycota; Glomeromycetes; Diversisporales; Gigasporaceae.
AUGAAUAAAAGUUCUAGCGAGAAUUUAAACAAAAGCCAAAAGAAAAUCCAAGAAAAAUCUGAGAGAAACAACGAAGAUCUGAGCGAAAGUUCAAAAGAAAGUUCGAAUGGAAGUUCAAGUUUGAGCGAAAACCCAAGACCAAGAGAAAGUUUUCGACAAGUAUUAAAAACAACAAAAGACAACAAAAACUUCAAAGACUAUGAUUUUGGCAAUGCUAGAAUUACAACUAAAAAGAGAAGAAAUAUUAGUUCAAAAAAUGCGAAUGAAAAAAAUACAAUAAAAAAAAAAAAAAAAGAAAUGCAAAAUCAAAACAAAAGUCCCAGUAAGAAUUCAAUCGAAAGCUCAGAAAAAGUUCAGAGCAAAACGAAAAAAAAAACUAAUAAAAAGAAAAAAACCAAAAGAAAAAAGAAAAACAACUUUGAAAUAAAAGUUCCAGUAAAAGUUCAAGAAAAAAUUCAAGAGAGAGUCCAAGCGAAA